AGGAUGGACGGUUUCCGCUAAUGACGUAGUCAACAUCCUGUGUAGUUUGGAAAAGGAGAGUUUUUUUGCUAGCAAUAUCUCUGGUUAUAGUUAAUACCACAAUUGCUUAACUAAACAAGCUAGUGAAAAUAUAUUCAAAAUAAAUUUGUAUGUAUUUUAAACUUGUUAAAAUUGUACUGAAAGCUAACGUUAAUUAGUUAACGUUAAGCUAGCCUACUCAUACUAUAGCCGGUAAUUUCUGGUGGAUCAAGUUUGUGUCGAGGAGAGAACAAGGCUGCCUGCGUUAGAAGACAGAGGUUAUUCACACCACCACCAUGAAGCUUUUCAGUCUGAGUGUGCUGUAUAAAGGGACCACCAAGUCUAACCUACUGAAAGCUGCCUUCGACCUGUCAUCCUUCAGCUUCUUCCAGAAGUCCAGUGUUCAGGAGUUCAUGACAUUCACCAGUGACCUCAUAGUUCAACGCUCGUCUAUAGGGAGCCGAGCCUCUGUCAAAGAACAAGAGUACCUGUGUCACGUGUAUGUAAGGAACGACUCCCUGGGUGCGGUGGUGAUUGCUGACGGAGAGUAUCCCUCUAGAGUGUGCUUCACCCUACUGGAUAAGGUGCUGGAGGAAUUUUCCAGACAGGUGAGCAGUAUAGACUGGCCCUCUGGUUCUCCUGACACUGUCCACUAUACUGCCCUGGACAGCUACCUCGCCAAGUACCAGAAUCCUCGGGAGGCGGACGCAAUGAGUAAAGUACAAGCUGAGCUGGACGAAACCAAAAUAAUUCUGCACAACACUAUGGAAAGUCUGUUGGAGAGAGGAGAGAAGCUGGAUGAUCUAGUCCAGAAGUCUGAACACCUGGGGAACCAGUCUAAAGCCUUCUACAAGACGGCGCGGAAGCAGAACUCUUGCUGUGAGGUCAUGUGAUGUUGCUGAACCCCUCUUGAUCUCCUCACCCCCCGGAUGUGCCAUGACUAUCAGCCUUCAUAUUAUACUUGUUUCUCUGCGUGUGAGCAUACCGGCGAAAUGGUUGUGUGGUGAAGUGUUCAGGUGAUAGUUGUUGGAGCCUUUUUGCAGUUGAUUAGGCCUAAGUGCUGUUUUCUGAAUAUGUUGAGUGAAUUCUAUACAUUCCUAGUUGUGAAAAAGUACAUGACUUGUUUGUGUGUUUGAGAAGUGAACAUUGUGUGUGUGUGUGUGUGUGUGUGUGUGUACACAGUAAAGCAGGGGUUAUUAAACCUUUUCAGCCUGUGAACCAAAUGAGAAAGUCGAUGUUUUCUUGGGACCCAAGCUCAUGAAAACAUGCCCCCUUUUUGGGGGUCCUAAGAAAACAUUUUAGUGGCCCCCCCCGUUGAUGGCGGAGAAAAAAUGGAUGUUUUAAAGCAAGUUUCUGCAAUUCUACACUUUUUGCCAUGGGGCAGAGCAUUUUUUUCUGCAGUUUUACAGCUAGUUUCCUGCAAUUCUACCCAUUUUGACAUGGCUUACAUCAUGUUAAUAUGGUAUCUGAGUGAGAGUAGUUACCAAAAUCAAUGUGCUCCUGUACAGUGUUGGAAAAAGUACCCAAUUGUCAUAAUUGAUUAAAAGUAAAGAUACGUUAAUAGAAAAGUGAAAGUCACCCAGUAAAAUAGAGUAAAAGUAUUUGGUUUUAAAUAUACUUAAGUAUCAAACGUGAUUGUAAUGGCUAAAAUAUACUUAGUAUCGAAAGUUAAAGUAUAACUCAUUUCAAAUUCCUUAUAUUAGGCAAACCAGAUGGUUUUUAAUUUAUGGAUAGCCAGGGGCACACUCCAACACUCAGACAUAAUUUACAAACAAAGUAUUUGUGUUUAGUGAGUCAUACCAGAUCAGGGGCAGAAGAGAUGACCAGGGAUGUUCUCUUGAUAAGUGUGUGAAUUGGACUAUUUUCCUGUCCUUGCUAAGCAUUUGAAAUGUAAGUACUUUUGGGUGUCAGUGAAAAUCUAUGGAGUAAAAAGUACAUUCUUGUAUAUAGGAAUGUAGUGAAGUAAAAGUCUUACUUUUUUUUUUUUUUUUUUUGACACAAAAAAACCUACUUUAGUGCUUUAAAGUAUUUUUACUUCAGUACUUUACACCACUGCCCUUGGCCACAUGGCCUGUUGGUAUUUUGCCAUGAUUACUACAAGUUUAGAUGGCUAGACUGAAUUACCAAUCUAAAAAACUGUUAGCUGACGUGGCUAAUUUAGUGACUGACAUAACGAGAAAACUGGUGAUGCACAACAACAUUUCUAAAUAGCACCUUGUGUAUUCUACUAUUCUAACUAAGUUUCAACAGUAAGUUGAGACCCCGACUGAGUUCCUAAAAAAAACAUUUGAAAUACAUUUAUUAACAUCUACAUUUGCCACAUUUAUUCUAUACAGACACCUUAAUGCAAACUUUUAAAUGAUAUUAUGUGAGCUAAGCCUACAAAUAAAAUGUAUAAAAACGUUUACAUUUGAGAUUACUAAUGUUACUGUCCCCACUACAAAAUAUUGUUACGUUACAGCCUUAUUCUAAAAUUGAUUAAAUACAUUUGUUUCCUCAUGUACACACAAUGCCCCAUAAUGACAAAGCAAAAAGAGGUUUUUAUUAAUAUUUGCACAUUUAUAAAAACAUUAACUAAAAUGUUUCAUUUACAUAAGUAUUCAGACCCUUUUUAGUACUUUGUUGAAGCACCUUUGGCAGCGAUUUACAGCCUCAAGUCUUCUUGGGUAUGACUCUAAAAGGUUUCUCUGCAGAUCCUCUCAAGCUCUGUCAGGUUGGAUGGAGAGUGUUGUUCUACAGCUAAUUUUAGGUCUCCAGAGAUGCUAAAUUGGGUUCAAGUCUGGGCUCUGGCUGGGCCACACAAAGCCAUUCAGAGACUUGUCCCGAAGCCACUCCUGCGUUGCCUUCGCUGUGUGCUUAGGGUUAUUUUCCUGUUGGAAGGUGAACCUUCGCGCCAGUCUGAGGUCCUGAGCGCUCCAGAGCGCUCUUCAUCAAGGAUCUCUCUGUACUUUGCUCUGUUCAUCUUUCCCUCGAUCCUGACUAGUCUCCCAGACCCAGCCUCUGAAAAACAUCCCCACAGCAUGAUGCUUCCACCACCAUGCUUCACUGUAGGGAUGGUGCCAGGUUUCCUCCAGACGUGAUGCUUGACAUUCUGGACGAAGAGUUAAAUCUUGUUUCUCAUGGUCUGAGUCCUUUAGGUGCCUUUUGGCAAACUCCAAGCGGGCUGUCAUCUGGCUUCUGUCUGGCUACUCUACCAUAAAGCCCUGAUUGGUGGAGUGCUGCAGAGAUGGUUGUCCUUCUGGAAGGUUCUCCUAUCUCCGCAGAGGAACUCUGGAGCUCUGUCAGUGACCAUCGGGUUCUUGAUCACCUCCCUGACCAAGGCCCAUCUUCCCUGAUUGCUCAGUCUCCUGGGUGGCCAGCUCUAGGAAGAGUCUGGGUUGUUCCAAACUUCUUCCAUGUAAGAAUGAUGGAGGCCAAUGUGUUCUUGGGGACCUUUUAAUGCUGCAGAAAUGUUUUGGUACCCUUCCCCAGAAAAUUCCUUCGACCUCAUGUCCUGGUUUUUGCUCUGACAUGCACUGUCAACUGUGGGACCUUUUAUAUAGUGUGGUGGAAUUAUUGAAAUCAAAAGGAGACUUUUAGAUUUCCUAAAAAUAAUCAAACUUUAUUCUUUAAUUACUGCAGUAAUGGAGCUGGUCGGUAAACCCCUGGAGGUGAUCACUGAGAACUCAACGAGAUGGUUUGAGCCACAGCAUUGUAUAGCAAAGUCCAUCCUUCUUCAGUCUAUAUGACAAACAACAGAUGUAUGGAUUGUGUCACAAGGUUAAGAUUUGUAUGAAAGAUACUUAUAAUUCACAGCAGACAGUAUCUGCUCUAAAAAAACAGUUCUCAUUGUGUAGAGACCAGGGUCUGGCCCCCAACUCCAUACGGGAGCCAUCUCCCCCUGGUACCCCAGUACAGAAACAUUAACUCAUGCUCUGGAAUGUGGUAUCACCCAAAGACAUCGUAAAUCUCCUAUCAGUGUUAUCUCCCAGAGGCCCACUUUCAGUUCACACAGACACAAUGGAGUUAUAAGAACCCUCUAUUCUGUUGCAUUAAACAACCAUUUGAUGCAAUAAAAGUAUAACAUACUCUUGUAAUUUCCACCAUAAUAGACAGGUGUGUGCCUUUCCAAAUCAUGUCCAAUCAAUUUAAUUUACCACAGAAUGACUCCAAGUUGUAGAAACAUCUCAAGGGUGAUCAAUGGAAACACAAUGCACCUGAGCUGAAUUUAGUCUCAUAGUAAAGGGUCGGAAAACUUAUGUAAACCAUGUAUUUCUGUUUUGUAUUUUUAAUACAUUUGCAAAUAUUUCUGAAACUGUUUUCGCUUUGUCAUUAUAGGGUGUUGUGUGUAGAUUGACAAACAUUUUCUAUUUAAUCCAUUUUAGAAUAAGGCUGUAAUGUAACAAAAUUUUGAAAUGGUCAAGGGGUCUGAAUACUAAUGCACCUGUAGCAUCAGCAAUCCAAAGUGGAUCUCAACCCAUACUUUAAGAAAGGCUGCAGUAAAGCAUCGGGUAACAUGGUGCCAGAUAAGAGUCUUUCAUUCUCUGCCGAGAGAUUCCAAAAUCCAGCAGGCCUUGCAAUGUGCCUUCUCUCUCCAGCCUGGCCUGGGAACCGACUCCCUACCCUUCUCCUUGUCCACUCCACACCUGAAACGAGUCCAAGCCACCAGCCAAAUUCUGGUAAAUGGUCUGAGAUGCUGCUGACAUUUUUCAUCCAACAGAGAUAAUGGAUGGCGGACAUACGGUUAUUUUCAGGCCCUUGGACUAUAAGGAACUCCCUCCAGCCCAAAGUUAUACCAAUGCAUCCGUGUGUACACUCCUGGAACCACAGCCUCACUGUAUGUGCCAAAUGUUCUAAAAUAAACCUUCAUGCCGGUUCAUCUUAUAUUAUUGUAGCGGUUAUUUGACAAUUGUUUAUUUACUUGAGUAAAACCCUCACACCUGCAUCCAUUCUGUAUAUUCAGGUUAAGCUGCCUACCUACCAUAGGUAUGUAGCAUGCCUUCUUGACUAAAAUACCCUCUUCUGUUUGAUCAUUCAAACUUCUCUUACCGCUCUUAAAUGUAACCAUGUGGACAUUGUAUUAAAUGUGAAACAAGAUAUGGGCUUGCAAUCAUAAUCAAUAAAAUAAUUUGAACCAUA
Messenger RNA from Oncorhynchus masou masou (cherry salmon), 5136 nucleotides. Its product is annotated as synaptobrevin homolog YKT6-like. The record is from RefSeq and is a predicted model, not a curated record. The transcript is spliced from 8 exons. Gene Ontology annotation, biological process: endoplasmic reticulum to Golgi vesicle-mediated transport. Gene Ontology annotation, cellular component: Golgi apparatus. The coding region runs from base 315 to 911 and encodes 198 amino acids. Lineage: Eukaryota; Metazoa; Chordata; Actinopteri; Salmoniformes; Salmonidae. Gene Ontology annotation, molecular function: SNAP receptor activity.